GGCAGCUUCCACAGCCUGGCAGGAAGUGUUAUGACUUGCUGCCUGAGGUCUUUGUGAGGCAGACAGGAAUGCUGGCACUCCGCAUUAGCCUUCAAGGGUGUGGAGGGAGCACUGCCUCUGCUUCUUGUCGCUGAGAAGUCGACUCUCAGCACAGAAAAGGUGCAAAAGGGUGUUGGUCUGAGGAAGGUACCGGUUGUUCUCCAGGAAGAUGGCGGCAAAGAUAUCUAAAGAGGAGCUGGAAGAGCUGCGUGAAGCCUUUGGGAAAGUUGAUCUGGACAAUAAUGGCUACAUCAGUGACUUUGAGCUCCACGACCUGUUCAAAGAGGCCAAUCUCCCUCUCCCGGGGUACAAAGUCCGUGAGAUCAUCCAGAAGCUGAUGACAGAGGGGGACAAAGACAAGGACAACAGGAUCAGCUUUAAUGAAUUUCUCUCAAUCUUCCAGGAGCUCAAGAGCAGCGACAUCGCCAAGAGCUUUCGCAAGGCCAUCAACAGGAAAGAGGGCAUCCUGGCUAUUGGGGGCACGUCUGAGCUGUCCAGCGCGGGCACACAGCACUCCUACUCAGAGGAGGAAAAGUUUGCCUUUGUGAACUGGAUCAACACAGCUCUGGAAAAGGACCCUGACUGCAAGCAUGUGCUUCCAAUGAACCCCAACACAGACAGUCUCUUCAAGGCUGUAGGAGAUGGAAUUGUGCUGUGUAAAAUGAUCAACCUGUCAGUGCCUGAUACAAUUGAUGAGAGGACAAUAAACAAGAAGAAGCUAACACCAUUCACAAUACAGGAGAACCUCAACCUUGCCCUGAACUCUGCCUCAGCUAUCGGAUGCCACGUGGUUAACAUCGGUGCGCUGGACCUGCGGGAAGGCAAACCUCACCUUGUUCUGGGCCUACUGUGGCAGAUCAUCAAGAUCGGCCUGUUUGCUGACAUCGAGCUGAGCAGAAAUGAGGCGCUGGCAGCGUUGCUGCGGGAAGGAGAGACUCUGGAGGAUCUAAUGAAGCUGUCUCCAGAGGAGCUGCUGCUGCGCUGGGCCAACUUCCACCUAGACAAUGCUGGCUGGCACAAAAUCAACAACUUCAGUUCUGACAUCAAGCUUACAGACUUCUCAAACAAUGUGAAGGACUCCAAGGCUUAUUUCCACCUCCUGAACCAGAUUGCACCCAAAGGUCUUAAAGAAAAUGAGGACCGCAUUGACAUCAACAUGGCCGGCUUCAAUGAGAAAGAUGACCUGAAGAGAGCAGAAGCGAUGCUGGUUCAGGCCGACAGGCUGGGUUGCAGGCAGUUCGUCACUCCAGCCGACGUGGUAUCUGGCAACCCAAAACUUAAUCUGGCGUUUGUGGCCAACCUUUUCAACAAGUACCCAGCGCUGACCAAACCUGAGAACCAGGACAUCGACUGGGGCCUUUUGGAGGGAGAAACCAGAGAGGAGAGAACAUUCAGAAACUGGAUGAACUCACUGGGUGUUAAUCCUCAUGUCAACCACCUAUAUGGUGACCUGCAAGAUGCUCUGGUCAUUCUGCAGCUUUACGAACGCAUCAAAGUACCGGUCGACUGGAACAACAAAGUCAAUAAGCCACCAUAUCCCAAACUUGGGGCCAAUAUGAAAAAGCUGGAAAACUGUAACUACGCUGUGGAUUUGGGAAAGACAACUGCCAAAUUCUCACUGGUGGGCAUCGGAGGGCAAGACCUGAAUGAUGGAAACCCAACGCUGACUCUGGCUCUCGUCUGGCAGCUGAUGAGGAGAUACACUCUGAAUGUACUUGAGGACCUGGGAGAUGGAGAGAAGGUGAAUGAUGACAUCAUCGUCAACUGGGUUAAUAAAACAUUGGCAGGAGCAGGAAAAUCAACCAAAAUUUCAAGCUUCAAGGACAAAGAAAUCAGUUCCAGCUUGCCGGUUCUGGACCUCAUCGAUGCUAUCCAGCCAGGCAGUGUUCAUUACGAUCUAGUAAAGACUGGAAGUCUGUCUGAUCAGGACAAGCUGGAGAAUGCCAAAUAUGCCGUGUCAAUGGCCAGGAAGAUCGGUGCUCGAGUCUACGCCCUGCCCGACGACCUGGUUGAGGUCAAACCCAAAAUGGUCAUGACUGUUUUCGCCUGCCUGAUGGGCCGAGGAAUGAAGAGGGCGUAAUUUCGAACGGGAAAAAGUAAAAAAGUGGGACCCCAUAGCCAAUCAAAAGCCAACGUCUGACCCACAAGCCAUUUUGCUGGUUAAAAGGCUUCUGGUUGAAUGAAUUAAACCAUAAUUAUUCUGCAAAAAAGGAAAAGAAACUCAAAGAAACCCCAAAAGAUGCAAAAGCAUUAAAAGAAUCAUGUUUUUUGUUUGGUAAAACUGGGAUAGUGGGGUAAAUAAUGGAGAGGGAGGGAUUAUAGGGAUUGUAGAGGGGAUAGAUCGAUUUGUAGACCAAAACAGAUCCAUUAAUCAAUUAAUUUCCCACAGAUUCUGAAAGGUACGUUCAUCCUUCAGUCUCUCUUCUUAAUGCAAGGUGGAUAAAACAUAUCUGCAGUGGACCCAAGCCAUGUCAGACUGUGCAGUGUAUAUUUUUAUUUGCAUAUUUGAUUGUGGAGGAAUUGUGCGCGAGUGACUGGUGUAGUUUUAAAAUGUACAUCUCAGCUUGUCUGCUCUGUGAGUUCUGUGCGAACGUGGAGACGGGCCUUACUUGUGGCAGUAUUGCCUGUUAUGCAGUACCGAAAAAACUCUGUGGCCUCUUUAUAACGUCGUUUAAAUUGGAUGCUUAUUUUCCUAGCAUUUUAUACAUGCGUAGAGUUUACCGAGACGACAUGAAACACACAUUACACAUCCUUUUGCAGGUAGAAGCUUUAAUACAUUCCGUAGCUAUGAACUCAUUUUACUAUGUGUCUUAUGUACAUGUAUACUCAAAACUUGCUUUUUACAUAAAGGAUGAUCCAGACAAAAUGAACUAUGCAUGAACAUGUUUUUUAUUAUUAUUUAAAAAAUAGAACAGUACACUCCUGGGAAGUUUAAAAGCUUUAAAUAUUAACAUUCAUGCUGUGUACGUAUUCAGGAAAAAAAAAUAAGGAGAAAAAUGGGAACGAUGAAAACAAAAGGAGGUCGAGUGUAGCGUGGAAAGGCAUCAUGCAUCGUCAGAUUCAUUCUUUUUUUUUUUUCCUGUUGGUUCACCGUAACCAAAAAUGUCAUUGAGGGGUGGGGGGAAUAAACUGGAACUGCCUAGCCUUAAAUUCAGCAUGUUGACUAUGGACAGAAGAGAAGAUGGAGACCAAAAUAUCAUGGACAUGUCUGUAACUGAGAUCUAUCUGCAUUCUGACAAUAAACCUGUUCAUAGUA
This is a messenger RNA of Astyanax mexicanus (Mexican tetra), 3295 nucleotides long. It is a transcript of the gene pls3, whose product is annotated as plastin 3 (T isoform). Gene Ontology annotation, cellular component: actin filament bundle; cytoplasm; actin filament. The record is from RefSeq and is a predicted model, not a curated record. Gene Ontology annotation, molecular function: calcium ion binding; actin filament binding. Gene Ontology annotation, biological process: actin filament network formation; actin filament bundle assembly. The transcript is spliced from 17 exons. NCBI's taxonomy places the organism in Eukaryota, Metazoa, Chordata, Actinopteri, Characiformes, Acestrorhamphidae. The coding region runs from base 209 to 2119 and encodes 636 amino acids.